AUGACCUCGUCAGCCACGAAUAUGUCUGAACACAAAGAUGUCCCAGUGUCUGUCCCCGACCCUCCCAACCAGACUCCUCAUAAUAGCGCCGACAAAGACUCUGAAACCGUAUCCCAAGAGCCGUUGCCAGCAACAUCUACGCAGAACGCCACGGCGCCUCCGAACUUGGAUGAAGCACUAGAGGAACUUCUCAAGCACCACGACGUGCUGAGAGCAUGGCUCGACCAUACGCGUUACUUCGAUAUCGAGCAUAGGAAGCGAGAACUCAAUUAUGUCAAGCUGAAGGAGCUGGAAGCAGAGAGGGCCAAAGUCCUUCAAGAGAUCCACGGCAGCAACCUCUCAGAAGUGCUGACCCCGGAAUCUCCCAUAUCUGCCCGUUCCACUCCCACAUCCACGAAAUCGCCAGUUAGACGACCCGGAUAUGAGCAGACUCCAAUUCCCUGGAAGUCAAAUCCCCACUCGAACCGUGCCUCUACUGGAAAUAUGUCGAUGACAGAGACGAAGGCAGAGUGGCCACCAAAGGGAGCUCGGUACUUUUUGAUGAAAUGCUACCCACCCAAUAACGGGAGGAAGUCGAGCUCGGGUAGGGACGUCUCCAACAUUGACCAUUCUAAACGAGAGGGGAUUUGGAUAACACAGAAAAAGCACGAAGAGAAGCUGGCAACUGCCUUUCGAGAGAGCAGGCCCGUGUUUCUCUUCUUCUCGCUCAACGGGUCUAGAGCGUUUCAGGGAUAUGCGAGAAUGACCUCCGCCCCUAAUACCAACCUUCGGCGUCCUGAUUGGAUCGCGAGCUCGGAUUUGACCACGUCGCCUCCCUUCAAGGUCGAGUGGCUCAGUACGCACACGGCAGAAUUUCCCUUUUUCCAACAUAUCACCAACGCGAAGAAGGGCAACGAAAAGGAAGUCGAGGGAAGUUAUGGAGGGGAGCAGCACUCCAGGGAGUUUAAGAAUAAGACAGUAACGGAAGGACAUGAUGGAGAUGAAUAUUCUGAGGAAGCUGGGCGGGAGAUGGUCUCCAUCAUGGACGCAGUCGAAGAUAAUGCGCGUAUCGUAUCGGUAGGGCGUUCGUCUAGGCAAGCUCAUCUCCCACCUGCAAAUAGCAACAUGUACCACAAGGAAAGGGAGAACAGGAGUUAUCCCGAUGGUCUUCGUCAUCCGUCCCAGUCGCCACGAAGAGGAGCACUGCUGCGAAACUCAGGGCCGAGACACAGAGCGCGGCCCGUCCCAAGACUAGGGUUCCAGAAUCCUUGGGAUGAUAACCACCCAGAGGAAACAGGAUUGAGGGGAUCGAGAUGGGGGCAGAGGGGGCACUCACCCUCACCGCAGUACUCAAGUCCAGCAUGUGGGCGCUGUGAGGAAGGAGAUUUGCUGGGGUUUUCUGAUAAUGACACAAGUGGGCGGGUUUGA
This is a messenger RNA of Pochonia chlamydosporia 170, 1407 nucleotides long. Its product is annotated as DNA replication factor Dna2. NCBI's taxonomy places the organism in Eukaryota, Fungi, Ascomycota, Sordariomycetes, Hypocreales, Clavicipitaceae. The coding region runs from base 1 to 1407 and encodes 468 amino acids. Gene Ontology annotation, biological process: mRNA splicing, via spliceosome; regulation of mRNA splicing, via spliceosome. Gene Ontology annotation, molecular function: mRNA binding; N6-methyladenosine-containing RNA reader activity. Gene Ontology annotation, cellular component: nucleoplasm. The record is from RefSeq and is a predicted model, not a curated record. The transcript is spliced from 4 exons.